Molecule: messenger RNA, 1689 nt
Organism: Arabidopsis lyrata subsp. lyrata
Lineage: Eukaryota; Viridiplantae; Streptophyta; Magnoliopsida; Brassicales; Brassicaceae
Exons: 6
Coding region: 1-1689 (562 amino acids)
Source: RefSeq, a predicted model, not a curated record
AUGUCUUCCCCGGCCGUCUACGUUUCAGACAACGAAGACGAUAGUCAAGGAAUCCCUGUUCCCAGAGGGGACAAAGUUUUUAUCCAAGCGGGAGAUAAAUUUGGUCCGCAUUUCAGGUCCCAAUCGACCCAUGCUUCCCUUGGCGCCCUUCGUCGCCAUUGUAACAUUCCCCAAGAAAUAGAAUUCUCUCUUCCUGGACCAAAUGAGUCUCCAGAAAUGGUGCGAGAGGGAACUGUUGCGCGGAUCACUUUUCCCCAAAUGGCUCCCAACUUCCUUAGGUACAUCCUGAGUACCCUGACCGUUUCAGCGGAGGCGGGGUUUUCUCUCACCACCAGCGAACUCUUAGGGCUAUUUCGAGCCCGUGACUCUGCGGCAGCGGCGGGGCUCGCUAUUAAGGAUGGUAAAACUCACCCUCUUGAACCUCCUCCUGAAGAGAAAGAUGUUUCGAGCCUGAAUGCUCGAGAUAAAAGAAAAAUCCAGGCUGAGAUUAAGGCUCUUAAGGAUCAAUUAUCCGAAAUUGGGAAAAAGAAGCGGAUAGCUGCAAUCUCCAAGGUUGGUAGCUUCCACAGGAAGACCCUCUUAGUUGAUGACGGUUCCUUAGAAGCGGCUUUGUCAAGUGCGGUGGAUUCUCAUGGAGCCGAUAUCCCUAACGACCCCCCAGUUGCCACCGCCAUUUGCUCUUCUGCACAAGAGAGGGAGAGAGAAGAAACUCCUCCUCUUUGCACAAAGAGGAAGACUCCAGACUCGGAUACUUUAUCAAACGAGAGACUCAACCACUCUGAGCUCCCUUUUUCGGGAGACAGAGCAAUUCUAGAAGAAAUCGAUGAGCCGAGACCUGAGACUUCCCUAUCCCAAGGACUGAGUGUUAGGACUCAAAGCCCUUUAACCGCUUCGAUUUCUGAUGGAGAAGAGAUUGGAGACAUCUUCCGAGGUUUUCAAACCAGGGAAGGGGCGUCCCUUCCUCCUUUUUUGGUUUGGAGGCCGGAAAUCCGCCAGAUGUUUGCGUUUAUGGAGACUAAUGGAAUGAUCUUCCAUUAUGAGAACCUUCUUCACCAAGCGAUGAGAGAAAUAGCAAAGGAUAAAAAGGCGGUUGAUGAACUUAGACUAGCCAAUCAGUCUGAGCGAUCUGAGAAAGCAAGAGCCCUUGAAUCAUCCUUUGAGAAUAUGAAGAAAACUCUAACAGCUAACGAGCAACGCAUCAGAAUUGCGGACACUGAAAGAGAUUCUACGAGGUCUAAUGCUCUUCGCUUAGAAUCCGAGCUAGAAGAGACUACAGCUUUGCUCGAAGAAACGAAUCAAAAGACCGAGCUUUUGAUUAGGAAUAGAGCUCGCGAUAUUGCUGAAGCUGAACAUAACGCUCGAGAAGAGGUGAGGGGCAUUGGUAGGCAACUCAUUCAGUCUAUCAUGAAGUUUGUCCAAGACGAGGAAGUCUGGACUAAGCUUCAGUCCGAUCGAGCCGAGCUGAAGAGUAAUCUAGAUCUGAUUGGGGGAAUAGAGAGUGGAAGAAUUUCGCUAGAGGAUGAGAGGAGGGAAGUUUCUGCUGAGCUCGCUAUAGUUGAAUCCGAGUUAUCUUCGGCUUCCCGCCCUUCUAUUGAUUUGGAACCAUUCUCUUUGGUAUUUGGAGACUCCCCCUCCCAAUUCGAGGUUGGCGAAGGUUCUCGGCCAUACGAAAGUUCUCCAGAGGUAUAG